AUGGACCCCCCAUGCCAGAUUUCUACAAUAUUCCCGAGGCUUCGCCGUAUGACGGCGGUCCUCGACGAUGUCGCUCUCCCACUAUUCCUAAACCCUUCGGUCACUGCCCUAUACUUAACGAUCUGGAGCUCAGAUGAAACGAUAAAGGAACUUUUCAUUCAGGCACCCUACCUGAAUGUGUUACGCUUUACGGAGUCACAGGCCGACCCUCUCUCGAUCCAGACGUUGCUCUCACAGUCAUUGACGGCCUUUCCGUCUUUGAUCGAGUUUUAUGUACCGUCUAAUUCCCUACUACCUUCGCUAGUUGAGAUAGCGUCCCUGCUACCUAACCUCCGAACGCUAGGGCAGUCCCCACCUGAAAAGGUUUACUAUAAUAGAUCCCAGUUUCCUGGCCGUUUUGUGCCCGACCUUAAGGUCGGAUCUUUUCCAUCGUUGCGGGAACUCUCCUUCACUGCGACACUUUCAGAUGCGACGGCACUCAUUCGACACCCACAUUUUCCAUCUCACAACCUCGCUUGUCUGAGGCUGUAUGCUAUUUUCCCACUUAGGGACCGCGAUUUCAUCCACUUCAGCACCGCCGCGGCAGACCUCUGCCCGGACAUCAAGGAACUGGCGAUCUUUGUAGACGACCAUUCUCCCCAUGCGCGUCUGCACAUUCAGUUUUUCGAAUUAGCCCCUUUGCUUCAUCUUCGGAAGCUGGCUUGUCUGAACAUACAUUAUCUUCACCCCAUCCACAUGUCUGACCAAGAUGUUAAAGACCUCGCCUCCAAUGUUCCAUACUUGGAGAGACUGCACAUAACUACGGCAGAGCCUUCGUUCGUCCACCCACGCACAUUGCCUUCCUUGCCCACAUUGACCCAGUUCGCGCGACACUGCCCCCUACUUCGAGAUCUAACGCUGUGUCUCGAUGUCACCGACAACGAUGUGGACGCACUCUCUGGCGCACCGUUGCUGUUCCGGAGCCUAGAGCGAUUGAAGCUCCAUCUGGGCUUCGCCAUCACGUCCAGUGACGAGGUAGAGCCUCUCGCGUCGUUCAUCACCGGUAUGCUCCACGACGACUGUGUCUUUCAUGCAACCUCUAUUGUCGUGGAUGAUUCCGCAGUGGAACGACCUCUCAGGCUGUCGCAGCCCAUCAGCGGGAAAUGCACUUACAUUGAGGAACUCGUCCAGCGCAUGCUAGAAAGCAGGAGACAUUGGGCGAAGGUGGAGAAGCGGAUGAAGACGGAGAUGCAGAGGGUGAGGAAGGAGAAUGAGAGGUUUUUGCGGAGGCUUUGA
Messenger RNA from Stereum hirsutum FP-91666 SS1, 1275 nucleotides. RefSeq lists its product as uncharacterized. Lineage: Eukaryota; Fungi; Basidiomycota; Agaricomycetes; Russulales; Stereaceae. The record is from RefSeq and is a predicted model, not a curated record. The transcript has a single exon. The coding region runs from base 1 to 1275 and encodes 424 amino acids.